AUAAAGUCUUUGCUCGUACCUUGCACAGUAGUUAGGGAGAUUGAGAUUGUAUAAACCCUGUUCUUUUGAACGACUCCAUUCGAAAACAUAAAAAGGCAAUAUAGACUAUCAUAUCAGCGUAGAAGACAAGAACAAAUCUUUUCUGAAAAGCUAAAACUGGUGUAUUUUUCUCAAAAGUUUCAGCGGUUUCAACUCAGAGUUUGUUUUUGAUUCAUGAACCUAUGAAAGUGUGAAACUCUCAUCAGAAUUUCACCAUAUCUAGAAUUGAUGGGAUAUUCCACCAAAAAAUGGCCAAGAAGUAUUUUUCUCCCAUGAACUUUAUGAGAAACAUUCCUUGUCUCUGAGUCUCUCUGAACUCUGGCAUUUAUCAAACAGAGAGGCAAAGAAAAAUGCAGAGGCAUUGGCAAACUCUUCAGAAAACAGACAGACUUGUGGCAUGCAGGCUGCACAGUCACUUGGGGAGGCCAAAGGCCCAGCUGAUGACCAUCCUCUCCCAGAACCCAGACUCCCCUAUCCAUUUACCUCUUGCUUGACUGAAAAGGAGCAGAAGACAUACUUGUAUCUGAUGACUAAGUUCUCAGAAAAAAGAAACCAUUUCCAAGUUAAUGAAGCAAGUCAAAGGGAAUUUUUCACAUAUAUGCAAAUGAAAGAAGUAGUAAGCAAUGAAAUUGCAGAAUUUAUGAAAUUUGCCCAAAACGCUGCAAAGAGCUGUGCCCAGGAUUAUGAUGCCAUCUCUGAAGAUGCCCGACGUUAUACUGAGGAAUUGCUACGUGCAUGUAUUGGACAUGUGGAGAAGUAUCCAGAGGUUUACACCCUGCAGGAGAUCAUGAGUAUCAUGGGAGGAAAGUUUCAUACACAGCUGACCUUUAGGCUGGAAAAAAAUCUUCUUGCAAUGGGCACAGCAAGACGUGGUAAGACAGAUUUCCCUUCCAUGCCCGUUCAGCUGCCCACAGACUAUAGCACUGUUACAUCUAUUAUAACCCCAGAAAAAAAGGCUCAUGUGAUGCAUCAUGAUAUUAGUUCAGAUUCAAAUGCAGAAAAACUUGCUUUGAAAUAUUGUCCCCAAGUUGUUUUAAGUAAUCAAUCGUUAUUUACUCUGCUGAAUAAUCACGGACUGAACUACAAGGAGCAGUGGGAAAUUCCAGUUUGUGUUAAAAUGAUCCCUGUUGCAGGUAGCAAACCAGCUAAAGUGGUUUAUGUUGAUCCACCUCUGCUGAGAAAAGAAAUGACAGUACGAGAGAGGAAUCAAAUCUUCCAUGAAAUUCCAAUGGAUUUCCUAGCAACUAAAACAUCUUAUGUUCCAAUUUCUGAUGUAUCAAUGGACAAACCAGCUGAGGACAACCUGCUUCAGUGGGAUGUGUGUCCUGACACCUACCAGUGCAGGACAAUUCCUCCUCCAGAUGACACAGGGAUGGAUUUUGAUGAUGAUGUUACAGAGCUUGAAACUUUUGGAGCAACAACCAAGCUCUCAAGAACUUGUAAAAUGGAAACUACUUUUCCUACAGCUAGUAACACUGCUAAAAUUCUAUCUCAUGGCCUAAAAAUAGGGGGGAAGAAUUCAUCUGCCAUAAACAGAGGGGAUGAAGAGGAGAAAAACCCCCUUUCUGAGCAAGAGCAUUCAGCAUGUGCCAGCGUGCAGCUUCCAUCUUUAGAUGGCAUUGCAGGCUGCAGCCCUCAAGAACAUUCUCCUUGCAAAAGCUUUCAGCCAGUGGAGGUAGGACUGAGCAAAGCACAGGAUGUCAUGGCCAAGGAAGUAUUGGACAAUGAAACAAAACUAAAUCCUCUACCUGUUGCAGUGAGUUCUGAGAAAGAGCCUGGUGGUGCCCAGAAAAAAGAGACUUGCACUGCUUUGUGCAGCAGUGACACGGAUGAGGAGCGUCUGGUGAUUGAUGCAGAGUGUGAAACCACUGCUCCAUGCAAGCCAGCUGUACCACCAGCUGCUUCCUCUGCCUCAGCAGAGACUGCCAGAUCUCCUUGCCCUGCCCAGAGUCCUUCAGCAAGCUUCACUGACUGCUCACAUUCCACAGAUCAGGGCAAAAAAGCCUCCAAGAAACCUCCAAGAAAGUUAUGCAGAGAAUUGGAUCCCGUUGGGCAAAUUUUGAAAAUGCAGACUGAACUUCUCAAGUCCCCUUCCCCAAAAGCUCCUGAGCCAGUGGUGAGCUGUGAUAAUUCUAAUGCUGUGCCAGCCCAGCUGCCUCAGUCUCCAAAGCCACUGGUGACCUCCAGCACAGAAACGGUGCCAGCCCCAGCCUCCAAUGCCACCAGCUCCUCUAGAAAUAGCUGGACGUGGCUUUUUGAGGGAGUGCCAAAGACAAAGCUGCCAAGUGAACUUCAGCUGCUUGAGGAAGACCCCUCAGAGUACCAAGCACCUGAGGAAGGCAAUGUUGUGUACAAGCUUUUCAGUUUGGGUGAUCUGCUGUUACUCGUGCGUUGCAGUGUGCAGAAAGUCAACUCACUGACACAAUACCAGAAAAAGAAAAGAGCCCAAAAGCCAACUCCCAUAUUCCUGUUGCCAAAACUGGAGUACCAAGCCUACUAUGGUGUGGAAGCUCUUACAGAAAGUGAAGUGUGCCAGCUGUGGACACAGAGUAUGCUGCAUUCUAAAUGCUUAUUUUAUGUUGGACAUAUUGAUGCUUUUACAUCAAAGCUUAUUAUGCUAGAAAAGAUUUCUUCAGCAACUUUAAGAGAAAAACUUGGAUUGAUUAAGCCUGCAAAUUCAUUAAAUAUACUUCAUCAUGUUUUGAAGAAGGUGUCUGAUUUGGAAGAGGGCUCUUAUUUAUUGACUCACGCUGCAGGAGAUUCAUCAGUUGCAAUUUAUAAGAGUUCUCUUGACAAGAGCACGAGAUCAUCCUACAACUUGCACAAAGCUCACUGUGACCUGCCUGCUGUACCUGCCACUCUCUCAGUCCCGUGGGUUCCCCUGGAUCCCAGCCUCCCUUUGCCCUACCACAUCAUUCAUGGAAGAGUUCCAUGCACCUUUCCACCUGCACCCUGGGAAGGGUGGAAACAGAAGAUGGCUGGGGUGAAAGGACAGUUGGACACAGCCCACGAGGGAAGGCCAGGAGCUAUGGGAGCCAAAGGCAAGCCAGCCAAGCCUGCUGGAAAUGAGGGUGUGGCUCCAAAGAAGCUGAGGCAGAAUUUCUGCAAGCAAAGAAAAGUGAAGAAAAAUUGGAAAAGUAAAUUCAACAAAAUGCAACUGAAGUAGGAAUAAGCCUGGAGAAGAAGAAAAGGACACAAAAAAAUCUGAGGUUUCUUGCAGCUUCAGAGGAGCCAGAGCAAGCUGGCAGGGGAAAUGGCUCCAGUAGCUGGAGCAUUCUGUAAACCUUCAACCCUUUGGUACCUCAGGGGACAUGUUUCAGGUGAAAAUCUCAAAAUCUCAAAAAUCUCAAAAUCUAAAAAAAAAAAAGGUAAAAAAGGAUGUGGCUGCAGCCACUUGGCUGGUUAUGGGGAGCAGUAUGUUCUGUUGGUCUGGUGACUUUUCUAUAAAAGCUGCAUCUUGAGUGAAGCAGUGGCUGGCUGACAACCUCUAAUACCACAUAACCAGAAAAAUAGCUUUUCAGCUUUCCCAGUUCUUCCAGAUUCACUACAGAUUGUUGUUCUCACAUAUUUUAAAGAUAUAUUUUACUUUGUGCAUUGUGUACAGGAGGAACAACUUGGAUUUAAUUAUUUAGCUUUUUUGACACAUGGUGUCUACUGACUUUUAAAUAACUUCAAAAAAUGCAUUUUUUUUUUUAGAAUGGUGUAACAAAUGAAGGACAAAAGCUGUGUUUAUUUGAAUAGUAAGGGCUAUAAAUUUGCAUUGGAAAACUUAAAAGUAUGGCUAAACAAGUAAAAUAAUAACAGGAGAGCUGCAUUUUUGCAUGUUUAAACUGCUGUCACAAAAAGCAGAGGUCUUAAAGGUGUUCUUCCAAGUCUUUUGUUUGGACUGAGGAAGUUACCAAGUACACACAUCUGAUCAAGCAUUCUUCUGCUCAUUGGGGCUUGAUAGGACAUGUUUUAAUGUCAUGAGGGUAAAAAUAAAAAAAAUUGUUUACUGGAGUAUACCUGCUAAAGAAUCCUGAAGGUAGGGAUUUUUCUGAAAUCAGGCUUCAAUAAUGAAUAUAUAUUAAAAACUUCUUUGUGAAAUACAAAGCAUUUUCUGAUGGCUUUUUUCCAACUGUUAGAUGUAUUUAUUCAGUUUAUUCCUUUUUUUGGAUCAUGCUUGUUUUAUCUCCAGUAUUAAGGUAUUGAUAAGCUGAACUUGUGUUUGCAAUUUACAAGUAGAGUUCUGAUUCAAAAUCCUAAAUGCCUUUAGAGCCUUCUCAUAAUAGGAAUACUUUAGCUGUGAGUCAUUUUUCUCAGAUAACUGACUCUGUCUGGGGGAUUCAAGGAACUUUUCAGUUUGUUUAUAUAUAAAACUUUUUGCCAGACUUGUUUGGAAUUUGCUUUCCCAAUGCAGUUUCACGAGGAAGAAAUGUAUGGUCUGUUUGUUCCUCUGUCUCCAUGCCUUUUACCUUACACUGGUACAUUACUAAUUAAAGUGUACUAAUUGUAGAACUGCAGUGGAGCAGCCUGUGCUGCUGCUUGGCAUUGUUGCAUUUUGGGUGCAGGGCUUCAUCUCUGCAGAGGCUGCUGCAGUUCUUGUUGGCCUGGUCACCAAGGCUGUCCAGGUGUCUCUGUAGAGUGGCUCAUCUGUCCCCUCUACCUCCCUCUUCUGCCUCUUUGGUGUCAUCUGCAAACUCCAGGAGAAUUGAUUUGGUCACGUUAUGCAGCUUGACACAGAAGUACUGAGUAGUGCCAGCCCCUGGGAAGCUCUGUCCGUGACCAGCUCACCUGGUCCAGCUUUGGGCAGCAAACCACCAGGAAUGGAGGAGGGUCUGUGAGCAGAGGUGUUCCCUGCUGUGAGAUCUCUGAUGGGUGUCUGCUUCUCCCCACUCACUGCUGUUCAUCAGGAGAUGGAACUGGUGGCUUUGUGUCGCGUUCAGACAGUUUGAGGUUAGUUUUGGAGGACUGGAGGAGAUGUUGUGACCUGGCAUUUGAGGUGAUUGGUUGGCCUGCAAAACCAUGGAACUUGAUCAGUUCUUUCUGUUAAUGUGAAUGGCUUAUUGGCUGUGAAUCUGACUUUUCUUUAUUUCUGUAGUAAUGAAAGUUUUUAGAUGUCAUUUGCACUAUGCACUGAUAAACUGCUUCCAUUCUCAUA
Molecule: messenger RNA, 5179 nt
Organism: Agelaius phoeniceus (red-winged blackbird)
Lineage: Eukaryota; Metazoa; Chordata; Aves; Passeriformes; Icteridae
Gene: ICE2
Product: interactor of little elongation complex ELL subunit 2
Biological process (GO): positive regulation of transcription by RNA polymerase III; snRNA transcription by RNA polymerase II; snRNA transcription by RNA polymerase III
Cellular component (GO): transcription elongation factor complex
Source: RefSeq, a predicted model, not a curated record